AAAAAAAACACGAACCCACUAGCCCUCUCUGCUUCCUCUCCGUUUCUCCUCCACUCACCAGUCACCACUCCUGAUUGCUGUCGAGUCUCGAUCUGCCAGCGCGCGGCGCGAUGGCCGACAAGGCGGCGUCCCCGGAGAAGAAGUCAUGGGCCGACGUCGAAGAGGAGGAGGAGGCCAAGGCUAAGGCGACCGCGGCAGCCGAAGCGGCGGCGGCGGCCGCCGCGGCGUCCUCUUCCUCCUCCAUCACCGAGCCGGCGGUGGAGGAGCAGGCCAAGCAGAUCGAGGCGCUCUCCCUCGCCCCGUCGGUGGACGACGCCGCAGGCGAAGAGGGCCCGCCCCUCCUCGAUGACUCCGACGACUCGCAAAUCCAAGCCGUGAUUUCGGGUGGCACGGUGUACGAGUCGGCCACCACGUUCGAGGAUCUGAAGCUGUCGCCCGAGCUGCUUAAGGGGCUGCACGACGAGAUGGGGUUCAGCCGCCCGAGCAAGAUCCAGGCGAUCACCCUGCCCAUGAUCCUCACGCCGCCCUACAAGGACCUCGUCGCGCAGGCGCACAACGGCUCUGGCAAGACCACCUGUUUCGUCCUCGGCAUGCUCAGCCGCGUCGACCCGCAACGCAAGAUACCCCAGGCUAUCUGCAUUUGCCCCACCAGGGAGCUUGCGCAGCAGAAUAAGGCAGUUCUCAUGAGGAUGGGCAAGUUUACUGGCAUUACAUGCGCCUGUGCAAUCCCGCCAGCUCAAAAAGACUACAUGCCGAUCUCGAAAAUGGCUCCGAUCACUGACCAGAUCGUUAUCGGCACAUCUGGUACGCUCAUCAAAUGGAUUACCCAUAAGAAGCUGGCCACAAGGGACAUCAAGAUACUUGUGUUUGAUGAGGCAGAUCAUAUGCUUGCUGAGGAUGGCUUUAGGAGUGAUUCUGAAAGGAUGAUGAGGGAUAUACAAAGAAGCGCUGGUGGUUGUCAGGUGCUUCUCUUUUCUGCGACCUUCAAUGAUAGGGUGAAGGAUUUUGUUACAAAGGUCAUUAGGGAUGGAAAUCAGAUAUUUGUGAAGAAGGAAGAGCUUACUUUGGAAAAAGUUAAACAGUACAAAGUUCAAGUACCUGAUGAAUCGGCAAAAAUAGAGGUUAUAAGGGACAAGAUAUUUGAAUUUGGACAGAAAGUUGGCCAGGUUAUCAUAUUUGUUAGAACAAAGCAAAGUACUAAGAAUGUUCACAAUGCUUUGACGAGGGAGGACUAUGUGUGCUCCUCAAUCCAAGGAUCCCUUGACCAAUCAGAGAGGGAAAAGAUAAUACAGGAAUUCAAAGAUGGCUACACCAAGGUUCUUAUAUCAACUGAUGUUCUUGCUCGAGGUUUUGACCAAGCACAGGUUAACCUCGUCAUCAACUACGACAUGCCAAUCAAAUUUGGUACAAGAGAUGAACCUGAUUAUGAGGUGUACUUGCACAGAAUUGGCAGAGCUGGGCGCUUUGGCCGGAAAGGUGCUGUGUUCAACUUGCUGUGUGGUCAAACCGAUAAUGUUGUGAUGAAGAAGAUCGAGGACUAUUUCCAGCACAGUGUGCCUGAGGUUCGGAAUUGGCAACGUGAAGAAGAUUUUGAGGCUGCUCUCAAGGAUGCAGGUUUACUUUAAAGUAACCACCGAAACCUGUGGUGAGCAGCGCUCUCCGGCUCAGGACAAUUGACCGGUGAUUUUUUUUGCUGAGCCUGCUGCACAACGUUAGUGUGCUCUUUCUGCUCAUCCUGUUGGCAGCACUGAUUUUCAGGGUGAUUUUUAUUGUUUUUUGCUGAGCGUGCUGCACAGCGUUGCUGUGCUCUUCUGUUCAUCCUGUUGUCAGGACUGAUUGUUUUGCAGCAGAGUUGUGGAUUAUGUUAAAAGACUAGAACAGCUAUUGUGUUAUGAGCUUUAUAUGAAGCAGAGGGUCGUUAAGAGGUGUUCAUUUGGCAAUAUGCUUGUAGCGCAGUUACGAGCAUUACCAUUUGGAAUUGUAAAUCUUUUUACUAGAGAGUAGACUUUAUUUGCCGUGGA
Zea mays is the source of this 2021-nucleotide messenger RNA. RefSeq names its product DEAD-box ATP-dependent RNA helicase 38. Gene Ontology annotation, molecular function: nucleic acid binding; ATP binding; RNA helicase activity. The record is from RefSeq and is marked provisional. The coding region runs from base 111 to 1625 and encodes 504 amino acids. NCBI's taxonomy places the organism in Eukaryota, Viridiplantae, Streptophyta, Magnoliopsida, Poales, Poaceae. The transcript has 8 exons.